AUGCUCGCCCAUCCUUCGAGCAAACCCUCAGAGUCUGAUCUUUCCUUGGGUCUGAGCCCCAACACCUCGCUUGUUGAUGAAUCCCACAUGGCAAAGGCCCUCUACGACUUCUCCAGAGGAGUCAACUCAAACACUUUAGGUGUCCACGCUGAUGGAAUGGUCAAGGCCUUCAACGAGGCGCUUCUCUCAAAUGACGCUCUCACGAUGCUUCCAAACUACAGUAUCAACCCAACUGGUGAAGAGUUCGGCUGCUACCUUGUGAUUGAUUUGGGUGGCUCCACGCUUCGUGUAGCGAUAGUAUCGCACAGAAUCCACAUUGUCACUUCGAAGAAAUGGAUCGUUGAAAAUUCGGCCAAGACCAUUAAUAAGCAAUUCUUCAAGUGGAUCGGCUCGAAGAUCAUCGAGACGAUAGAACUGCAGAAUGUAAUGAAGCGUGAACAAAUCAUUUACACGGGUAUCACCUGGUCGUUCGCUUUGGAGUCUGUGUCGUACAAUUCCGCCAACGUGUGCCAUGUUGGUAAAGGUUACGUUGUCGAGGACAGCGUAAAGGGCAAAGACUUGAAGAAGUUAUUGGAAGAUAGUCUUUUGGAGCACUACAAUGUGCGCCUUGACGUCAAGUCCAUUUUGAACGAUUCGCUCGCUGUCUACGCUGCUGGUUCCUUCAUAGACAAAAACAUCAAGUUGGCUUUAGUCUUGGGCACGGGUCUCAACAUGUGUUGCUGCCUUGAUUCUUCGGACAAAAUUAUCGAAGCCAAGCAUUUGGGCGGAGAGAAGACCAUCUUGUUCAACACAGAAAUGUCCCUCUUUGGCGGCAACAUCAUUGAUGACAUCUUCACAUCUUUUGACACUCAAAUCGACCCUCGUUUCAAACACAACUUGCAUUUCGCUCCUCAUAUGAGCAUGGACCCAGAGACAAAUACCAUCUUCCAGCCAACUGAGCUCUUGACCUCCGGAAGGUACUUGCCUGAGUUGGUGAGAUUGGCACUUGUCGAGAGUAUUAAUGACGGAGAGAUAUUUGCCAACCAGAAGCACCACACCGACAAACUUACUGUUGCCUAUGAUGGAUUCUCUGGUGAAUUGAUGUGUCUCAUUUCUGAGACUGAUGACAACAAGGCUAUCGCUAGGGCCCUCGCCAAACAGUAUGGCUGGGACGACUCUAAAAUCUUGAUGAACGAUGUUAUCACGUUGAAGCUACUUGUUGAUGCUGUCAUUCGUAGAGCCGCCUUCGUUGUUGCCACUUGCAUUGUUUCGCUCGUCAAGUUGUUGGUUCAGCACAACGGCAAGCUCGACACCGAGGUGGUGAAGAUCGGUUUCGUUGGUUCUGUCUUGGAGUACUUCAACCGUUACCGUGAGUUGAUUGAGAGCUACGCUAACAAAUGCCAGGACAUGGUGGACAUGAAUUUGAAGAUCGAGCUUCGCUCAGUCGAAGAGAGUUCCAUUGUUGGUGCUGCUAUAGGAGCUGCAUACCAUAGAGAUCAUUAA
This is a messenger RNA of Candidozyma auris, 1482 nucleotides long. It is a transcript of the gene HXK1, whose product is annotated as hexokinase. Gene Ontology annotation, cellular component: mitochondrion; cytosol. Lineage: Eukaryota; Fungi; Ascomycota; Pichiomycetes; Serinales; Metschnikowiaceae. Gene Ontology annotation, molecular function: mannokinase activity; ATP binding; glucokinase activity. The transcript has 2 exons. Bases 1 to 1482 code for a protein of 493 amino acids. Gene Ontology annotation, biological process: glucose 6-phosphate metabolic process; intracellular glucose homeostasis; glycolytic process. The record is from RefSeq and is a predicted model, not a curated record.